Molecule: messenger RNA, 7561 nt
Organism: Choloepus didactylus (southern two-toed sloth)
Lineage: Eukaryota; Metazoa; Chordata; Mammalia; Pilosa; Megalonychidae
Gene: RGS17
Product: regulator of G protein signaling 17
Exons: 5
Coding region: 159-791 (210 amino acids)
Source: RefSeq, a predicted model, not a curated record
CCUCGCUCUCUCCUCGCCGGCUGGGUGCUGAAGUUGGGCGGAUGGCAGCGAACCAGCUCCGCUAGAGGACCCAGCAGCCCAGCCUCGCGUCCCCGACCGCUCGGUUGCGCUGCCCACCCCUCCAGGAGACGGGCCGACUGGGUACUGAAGUAGCUGACAUGAGAAAAAGGCAGCAGACACAAAAUGAAGAAACACCUGCUGUGUCUCAGGCCCCCGGAAAUCAGAGGCCCAACAACACCUGCUGCUUCUGCUGGUGCUGCUGCUGCAGCUGCUCCUGCCUCACUGUUAGGAAUGAAGAAAGAGGGGACACUGCAGGAAGACCUACACAUACCCCAAAAAUGGAGAGUAUCCAGGUCAUAGAGGAAUGCCAAAACCCCACUGCAGAAGAAGUCUUGUCCUGGUCUCAAAAUUUCGACAAGAUGAUGAAGGCCCCAGCAGGAAGAAACCUUUUCAGAGAGUUCCUUCGAACAGAAUACAGUGAAGAGAACCUACUUUUCUGGCUUGCCUGUGAAGAUUUAAAGAAAGAGCAGAAUAAAAAAGUAAUUGAAGAGAAGGCCAGAAUGAUAUAUGAAGAUUACAUUUCUAUACUAUCUCCAAAAGAGGUCAGUCUCGAUUCUCGAGUUAGAGAGGGAAUCAACAGAAAUCUCCUGGACCCGAAUCCUCACAUGUAUGAAGAUGCCCAACUACAAAUAUAUACCUUAAUGCACAGAGAUUCUUUCCCAAGGUUUUUGAACUCUCAGAUUUACAAGUCACUUGUUGAAAGUACUGCAGGCUCUACUUCAGAAUCUUAAUUUUCAUUAAAAAAAAAAAAAAUGAUUUCAGAGGGCUGAGAUGGGAAACAAAAGUAAUGAAAUAACAUCAGAAACUGAGUUCCUGGAGAACUACAGUUUAGCAUUCCUCAGGCUACUGUGAAAACAAUACAACCAUUACGGUUUUUGUCUCCAUUUUUAUCAAGGUUAUCCAUGGUUAAGUUUGGAGAAAAUACCACUUAAAACAAGAGAAUUGCCAAAUUAUGUUUUAUUCAAACAUUCAUUCUACUUGCAAGCAAACUCUAUUUGUAGUCCUAUGAACAGUCUCCUAGGAUGACUGCAGACACUGCAUGUGCAAAGUAAAACUGCUUCAUUUGCUGCGUAGUUGUUGUAAUAUUUAAUCCAAUGGCUUAACUUUUAUCUGUAUUUAAGGACUUUUGUGCAAUAUGGUCUUAUAGAAAUAAUUGCCAAAAAUUGGCUGUGGUUAGCAUUUUUUAACAUAACCUGACAGAAAAAAAAGCCACUUUUAAAAAAAUGUAACAAUGGUCUUCAACAUGCUAUCUACUGUGUUCAGUACACUAAUUUUGAAGCCAACAUUUCUGUACAUGAAAAAAGAGCUAUUUAUCACUGUUUGUUGGAAAAUCCUGGUGAAAGGAUUCUACGGGUUGUUCACUGCCAAACCUGUGGCAUUUUCAUGGAAAAGUUUGCUAUGUAAAAAAGGAAAAAAAAAAAAGCACAAAAAUUUGAAGAUGUCCUAUCUCAAUGACAAAUCAGUGAAUGACAUUGUUUUUAACUGUAAUAGAAAAAAAACAAUCUAUGUAUAUAUCAGAUGUCCAAAACUGUAAUUAAUUUAUUAAAGACUGGCUCUCCAGUUCUAAAACAUUUGUGUAAAGUUAUGUAUUUGAGCAAGAAGUAAAAAAAUAAGCCUAUUAUCUUAGCUUUGGACUAAAAAGGAUUUAAUAAAGGAAUGCCUAUAUGUAGCAUUAUAAAAUACUUCGAUGAAUAGCAUCUCUCCAAUGGCAUAUUUUCUUUGAUAGUGACAUCUAAUGAAAAGCUAAGUUUUUAACCAAGAAGUUUUAUAAGGGUUAUGAAGAUAAUUCUCUACUUCAGACCUUAAUUGUUUUUACAUACAAUCAAAAGAAUGACUUAUUUUAAAAAGGUUAAAACCAAACUAUUAAUUCUCAUCCAUAAUUAAAAGGCAGUACAGUGCUCAAAUCUUCUAGCUGCCAUAUUAUUUUUAUAAGCUUACUAAAUCUUUAACACAAAAUACUUGCCUAAAAUUGGCAUGUACUUUUGACAUUCAAGAUAACAGUAAUCUGUCAUGUACAAAAAUAAUAAUAAUCAAUGUCAUAUUUAUAUCAAGCUGUUACAUUUGAAUAUUAAUAUUCCCUGGACACUAUUUUUUUAAACUUUAACUGAAUGAAUAUAAUACUGAAGUAACCUAAAAUGAAAGUUUUAAAAAUAUUUAUAUUCACUGAGAACACUGGCCUUAUAUUAAGGAUGAUAUUAAAAUUAUAGGUUUCCUUUGUCAUUUUUUAACUACCUCUCAUUUUUUAAUUUAUUAAACAUUUUUUUAAAAAAAGAAGUUUAGGGUUUUCUUUUUAAAUUUAUUUUACUUGAAGGCUCGCAUUGUAAGUUUCUUUUCCAUAAACUUAAAACAUUUAAAGAAUUGUUCUUUUUAAGUGAAUUUGAUUUUCUAAUUUAUAUAGAAUUCAGGAGAUACAAUUAAAAGGGCUAAUAGCUAUUCCCUAUGCAAAUAUUUUAACUGUUGCAGUGUUUGACAAAAUAGGAUUUUAAACAAAAGUUUGCCGAGUAGAAAACAUGUUCUGUUUACACUGGCGUUGCUGACUAUCCUACCAUAUUCAGCACUUUUAAAUACAUUAUUUAUGAAAAUGUAGUUAAAAUGCUAUCAAGAUAGAAAAUAUUUAUCAUAAUGAUUUCUUUUAACAAAUGCCUGUUUUGUCUGAAAGUGUUACUGUGUUAAAACAUACUUUAUCCAUGUCAAUUAGAUAUUUACUAUUGAAUAAGAGUUUUCAGUAAUGUGUUGAAAAAGACAGCUAUGAAGAUGUUUACAAAGUCAUAUUUUUUCCUAAAGAGUGAAGAAAAAUACCUAAAGAAUCAUCACUUCUAUUGUGAAGUUCUAUUGUUCCUGAAAUUAUUUAAUUUUCUUAUAAGAAUUGAGUUUAUUGUGCUACUAUCACGUAUACACAUAUAUGGUGUAAUAUCAUACCUAUUUCUGUGUUGGAGGCACAAUAAAUUGGUGCACAUGAUUAGAAAGUAUGUAAUACACUAUGAUACAUCGCAUGCAUCGAACUUUUUUAAUGUCGACUUUAUAUUCUUGUUGUUACUACAUAUGAUGAUGAACUGCUAGUCCUAAGUUAUCUUUAUAAGAUACUUUGGACUAUUAGAUGAAUUGUCUGUUUGACAAUACCUUUAAUAUUUUCCCAAAUGUAAACGAUAAGAGCCCCAUGAAAAGUCCUCAUCUCUAAACUGGGCAUUUGUAGAAUACAGAUUUUGAAAUUGAUAUAUCCUUUUGAAACCUAAUUAGGAAGUUGUCUUAAGGAUGAUUCUAAAGCAAAUUUACACAUCAGAUGUUGGUAGCCAUGCUAUGUGAGCAUUUCUGUACUAAACUCCUAAUGGGGGGGUAAGGGGGGAGUGGAUUCUCAAUCUCAAAACGUUUAAAGUUUCUAUCUACGAGUAUGUCUAUAUUUGCCAACCUACCAAUUUUUUAAGUAUGGUAUAUAUUCCUUCUAUUUAAGUUACAGAACUACAAUAAACAAACAAAAAGCCCUCACUGGUGUCUACGCUACCAUUCUAAGAGCACAAUAUUUGCUUUAACAGAGUUAAUUUUUCCUAGUGAAUGAAUUACUCCCUAAGGGAAAACAAGCACUUUAGAAGGAACAUGUUGCAUUUUAGACUGCCAAGAUAAUUUUGUAUGUUAGAAUCUGCUCCUGCACCCAAAAAGAGGUUCAUGCACUUUCUAAUGUGCCUAACUUCAGAGGUGUAUAUAAUACAAAGUUGAGGAUAUAUAUGAAUUGGAGAGUCAGAUUUACUUAGAUUGAUCCUGUGCAUAGGUCAUAGUAAUAAUGGAUGACAUUUCACUCUGGAUAAUUGUUGUGUUACCCAAAGGUAGUAUAGAUAAUUUGACAGUGUUAUAGGGGCAGCUCUAAGCACAGUAAGUGGUGCCCUGGCAUAUGAACAAGAGCAAAACAAUUUUGGUAUCAAAAUUAUGAAGUGCAAAAAUCAAGACCAUAAUGUGGUCGUUUUUUCUUUUUUUUUAAGUCAGAGUAUGUACAUAGGAUGACCAGUUCUGAUAUUUGGUGUUUGGUGCAUGGGAUGUUUAUUAGUAUCCUUUGGUCCUUUUGAUGCUGCCUACAUACUUACUUACAGAAUGUAAUAUCGUACAUUUACCUGAUAGUUCAGUUUUGCAAAAGGACUAUAGAAAUAGGUAAACAAUGUUUAUUUAUUAGGGGGAAAAUACAUUUUCACCCCAUUAAACUGCUUUAAAAUAAUAGCUGAUUCUUAAUUUUGAGUUCAUCCAUUUUUUAUAUACCUUUAUGCUGAAAAAAAGUCAUGUUUUAAUUGUGACAAAUUGCAUUUGCAAAAGAUACAACAUGCCAAAUGCUUUGGGGAUGAAAAGAGAAGGAGUUUAAAAUACAAUCGGAAAAUAGGAAAAUAAGAUCCAUUUUGAAAACCACCUGAAAUUUCUUAGAGAUCGAAAACACCCAUAGAAAGAACUGUCAAACAUUAGUUUUAAAUACUCUGUGUUUGAUACAUUGGCAAACUAUUUUAAAAGGUGGUAAAGAUAUUUUCAGACAAAUUUCUUGCCAGUGUUUUAACAUUUACAGUUUGUGAUCCUAAUUUUCCAAAUAUGUUCUGCCAAUGCUUAUAUUUGAGUGCUUUUUCAGUUCUUUUUAAAUUUCUGAUCAACAGAAAAUGUUUGCUGUGCUGAGUAUUCAAUCUGUAAAAAUUUCAGUAAUCCCUCACUUGCUACAACUGCAAAUGUUUAUCAAUAAAACUGCUACCAAAAACUUGUUUCAGAUCUUUCCUGCAAUAUUCAUAAAAUACUCUUGCAACACACAACACUGCGCAGUUAUUUUUUUCCAAGUACCAGGCUUUAAUUUCUUUAUAAAUAUUUUAGAAAUUGUUACUUUCACAGGUUUUGUCCCUUCCCACCCAAAGGGGCAUCUUUUCAUAUUAGUUCAAGAGGAAAUUAAAAACUUUUUCUUUAAUGAAAAUUCUAUGAAUGGGAAAAGUUCCAUACUAACUGGUAACAGAUCCAGUUCUGGGGACUAAUUUUAUUCCUUUGACGAGCCCUGUAAAAUGAGUUUGGAAAAUGAGUUAUUAAGCACUCAUGAUAAUAACCAAAUUUAAUAUUUUUAACAUGUCAUAUGUUCAACACCUGAAAUUCAUUCCUCUCACAAUAUUUCUCAUAUUAAUCUUUUUGCUUCAGAAAUUUCAACAUUUUAAAUCUGCUGAUUCAACCUAACUGUCUUCACAUCAUUUGUUUUCAAAUAGUCAGAAAUAAAUAGUUUGGAAUAAUAGUUACACAAACUGAGUUUCUGUUCUGGGCUUUGAUACAUUUUAAAGGUCUAGAUGCUAUUGCUGUAUUAAAUUGUUUACACACUAAAUGCUUACUAAUGGAAAUGUAUGUCCACAAAUUCACAUAUGGAGUACACUGUAAAAAACACUGGGAAGAUUAGGAAUUUCCCAUUUUCCAAGAAUGUAUUAAACAUCAUUUUAAUGAACUUUCCUUAUUUUUUUUUCAAAAUGUACAUCUCACCAACAUCACAUGGAAUCUACAAUCUAGAAAUAAUUCAUCUUUAUAUAAAUAAUCUGGUUACUGGAAUGUGAGAGCUUUUAAAAUUUUUUAGCUUAAAAAUAAAAUUUAAAUGAUAAGAGAAUCAUUUGAAAUUUUUAUUUCAAAGGAAAUUUUUUAAAAACAUCCCCAAGGAUAAGAAAAAUAUAAAUAUCAAAAUAACGUAGGGGAGGUGUAGAGUCAAAACUAAAUUACAUAAGACUGACCAUUAAACAGCAUUGCUUUUUGCAUAGAAUAGAAAACAUUUGUUAAAGAUUAGGGUAGUAUAAUUUCCUAUCUUAAUUUUCACCAUGAAAAUAUGAAAAGAAUGAAGAAAACUUGGUUGUAUGUUCAACUAAUUUUUAUUAAAUUUUUAGAAUAAUUUUAGAUUUACGGAGACAUUGCAAAGAGAGGCCCCACACUCAUUUUCCCUGUUAACAUUUUUGGUACAGGACAUGUGUCAUAAUUAAUGAGCCAAUACUGAUGCCAUUAUUAAGUCCAUACUUUAUUCAGAUAUCCUUAGUUUUCACUGAAUGUCCUUUUUCUGUCCCAGGAUCCUAUCCAGGAUACCAUAUUACAUUUAGUUGUCAUGUCCUCUCAGGCUUCUCUUACCUGUGACAGUUCUCAGACAUUCCUUGUUUGAAGGCCUUGACAGUUUUGACAACUACUGGUCAGGUAUUUGUAGAAUGCCCCUCUAUUCAGAUUUGUCUGAUAUUUUUCUCACAAUUAGACUGGGGUUACAGGUUUUUGGAAGCAAAGUGACAGAAGUAAAGAGUCAUUCUCAUCACAUAUCAAGGGCACAUACUAUCAACAUGACCUCAUUUUUGAUGUUGACCUUGGUCACCUGGCUGAGACAGUGUUGGUUAGGUUUCUCCCUGUAAAGUUACCCCUGGUAUUUAUGUUGGAAAUGAAUUUCCUGGGCACUUAAACUGAACUAAACGUUCUCGGCAGAUUCUCCAACCGAACUAUAUCCCAUUAAAUGGUUACUAACAAUGCUAGCAAAGAAUAUAACGAACUGGAAAGUGAGAAGUGUUAAGUUGAAUACACACUUAACGGAGGUGAAAGUGCAUUUUGUUUCCCUUGAACUACCUAAUCACUUUAAUCCUCUAUCAUCCCUUGGGCAAUAAAACUCUUAAGUCUUACCAAUCGACAUAAAAGGUAAUUUAAAUUGAUAACCAUUUUGCCGAGUGCUUUUCUAUAUUGUCCUCCACUGAAAAAUGAGUAAUGAAUAUUGAAAUUAUGUAAAAGAUGUAAUAAUUUUUUUCUAGCUUUAACCUAUUUGUCACAAAUGUAAUGUUUCUUGUAUAUGAGUUCUGGAUGUUUGCUAAAUAUUGAAUUUCAAUGUGUUUCGUUCUGUAAACUUUAUAUUGAAUGUGUUUAAUUUUUUUACUACCAUGUUCAAUGUACUGAAUUAUCUGUACAUAAGGAAAUUUUGAAUGCAUUAAUACAAUUUCAGAAGCGCUGUGCUUGGUUAUUUUGCUAUGCCAAAAUUACAGCAGGUAUUCUUAAAUUGAUUAGACAAUCCAGAUUAUUCUCCCUCCAAUAUAAAUUGUUCAGGGCUUCUCUACCCCCUUCCUUGAAUCUAUUUCAUUUUACCUGUGUUCAAUAAUAGACUUCUUUAAAUCCUAGUUUUUUCAACAUAUAAUAGAAUCUGAGCAUGACAAUAUGUAAGAAAAUUCAGAAGUCUCAAACUAAAUAUAUUUCUUUGAGUUUUCAAAGUAAAUCAAACUACAGCUGUCUUCAUUUGACUAUAUUGUGGAAACCAAUGAAUAUUAUUGUAAAAUGCAUUUGCAUUACACUUUCUUAAAAUGUUUUGAAUUAAUAAAGAAUUCACCCACGUAUCCACGGGCAAGUUACUGUUUUCUCACUGGUGUAAACCUAUAGGAAUAAAAGGUAAACUUAAUUGUGUUACUUGAACUACUUAUGCAUCUGAGAGAAAAGAAUAAAUUUUGACUGAAUUCUUUGCAUUGUUCUAUGAGGUACUGUUAAUUACAACUUUGCACCUUUUAUAAAU